CCCUGCCCCAGCGCCUGAGGUAGCCAUACUUUGCAGCGUGCCUAACCGCUGUCAACAAAAAAAGCCAGUCCAGUGCCCAAAGCUUGCUUGGUGGCUUUGCCUGCCUCGCAGUCCCGUUUCCCCCUCCUUCUCCUUCUCACGCACCCGCACUCUGCUCCGUCAUCAACACCAUCACCAUUCUUCCUCCUCCUUCCCCUCAUCCCUCUCACUCUCUCCAUCCUCUUUUCCGCCCUCUCGAACCUGUUCCAUCGUUUUUUUCCACAAAGGAAACAAAUUAUCGUACAAACAACAACCACCUUCCUUUGCAUUCGACGCUCCUUGGCUCCAAUAUCGAGCUCGCUGAAUCAAGGCCACACAACCCAACCCACCCUCCUUUCUCGUCUAGACCCCACGGCUCCCCGUCACUUUCGCGUGUACGCCACCGUCUUUACAUCACCACACCCGGACUGCCACAGUCUAGAAAAGCCCGACCUUCUGUCGAUUAUAACUAGCACACGACGUGCCCGCUUGUUCCGCUGUCUCGCUUUCGUCUGCCCAUAGCCCACCAUGGAGCAACAGCAGCAGCAACAGCAGCCUGCUAAUCAGCAAGGCCCCCCUCAGGGCCAAACUGGUGGUGUGCAUGGUCCGGCUGGACGGAGACUUCACAUUGCUCACCGAAGGAGCCCUUCCGAGUUGACUCCUUUGAUGAGCAUGUUCGCCAAUCCUGGAAUGGAACAAUUGGCUAUCCAGCAGCAGAUUGAACUCUUGCAGCACCAGCAGCAACAGAUCCAAGCCACCCACCAGCAAUAUGUCAACAUGGGCAUGCUACCUCCCGGUCAGCCCAUUGCGCCUAACGCCGCAUUCAAUCCUUUGCAGCCCAUGGGAAACAUGUCGCAAAAUGCCUUCCAGUUCCCGCAACAAAACGUCAACAUGGGCCCCCCUGCCCAGGUCCCUUCACAUCGCCGUAAUCAGUCGGCAAUGCCCAACAUUGGUAUGGGCCCUCCUCCCGCACCCUCCUCUGGUGCCUCCGGCUCUGCCUUUGGAAACUUCGAAGCCCCUCCUCCCCAUGGCCGCGACAAUGCCGGUGGACGUGGACGUGGUGCACCUCCUGGCGCUGGCCAUCAGCGCCGACACUCUCUUGCUCUAGCCGACGCCAAGAAGGCUGCCGAACUUGCGCAGCAGAAAAGAACAACCGCCGGCUUCCAGUUCCCCGGACCGAACGCCACGACCGAAAAGACGGACGAAGAAAAUACCCCAUCGUCUGGCGAUACCCUUGCUGUUCCGACUGCAGGUCGCGGCCGCGGCGCUCAUGGCCGCAGUCAAAGCAUGGCCGUCAACGGACGUGGUGCUGGUCGCGGAAGUGGUUUGGGUUUCAAUGAUGGAAACGACUUCCAGCGACGCGGCAGCGGCCACAACCGUACUGGUUCCCGCAGCUUCGAGGGUAACUGGCGCAACCCCCAAAACCAGGACCAACCUGCCACCGGUGGCCAGAGCCAGUCAUUCCAGCCCGGCCAUCGCUCGCGCGCUUCUAUGAACCAGUCUAUUUCCUCGAUUGGUUCCUUCCAAUAUAACCCUGGCCAGGGCCAAGGCCUCCAGAUGCCCGGCCAAAUGAUGAUUCCACAAAUGUAUGGCCAGCAGCUCAACCCUGUCCAGAUUGGCCAGCUUCAAGCUCUCCAGGCUGCUCAGCUCGGUGGGCAACAGUUCCCUGGCAUGCAAAACCAGCAGCAACCUGGUGGUCAGCAGCAACAGCAGCGCAAGACUCUCUUCACCCCAUACCUUCCCCAGGCUUCGCUCCCCGCCCUGCUUGGCGAUGGCCAGCUCGUUUCUGGUAUCCUCCGCGUGAACAAGAAGAACCGAAGUGACGCCUAUGUUACCACUGUUGACGGACUUCUCGAUGCUGACAUCUUUAUUUGCGGUAGCAAGGACCGUAACCGUGCUCUUGAGGGCGAUUUGGUUGCUGUUGAGCUUCUUGAUGUCGAUGAGGUCUGGUCUCAGAAGCGCGAGAAGGAAGAGAAGAAGAAGCGCAAGGAUAUUACUGAUACCCGAUCCGGAUCGACUAACCAAGGCAGCCAAAACGGAGGCCGUGGUGACGACAACGGUGCCUCCGAAGGCGGUAUCCGCCGUCGCGGUUCCCUACGCCAGCGACCUACCCAGAAGAAGAACGACGAUGUUGAAGUCGAAGGACAGAGCUUGCUUCUUGUUGAGGAAGAGGAAAUCAAUGACGAACAAAAGCCGCUUUACGCUGGCCACAUUGUCGCUGUUGUUGAGCGUGUCGCCGGACAAAUGUUUUCUGGUACCCUCGGAUUGUUGCGCCCCAGCAGUCAGGCUACCAAGGAAAAGCAGGAGGCCGAGAGAGCUGCUCGCGAUGGCGGUAACUCUCGCAACGACAACCGCCAGCAGGAGAAGCCCAAGAUUGUGUGGUUCAAGCCUACUGACAAGCGUGUUCCUCUGAUUGCUAUUCCUACUGAGCAGGCACCACGCGACUUUGUUGAGAAGCACCAAGACUAUGCUGACCGCAUCUUUGUUGCUUGCAUCAAGCGCUGGCCGAUUACCUCCCUCCACCCCUUUGGUACUCUUGUUGAGCAGCUCGGCCGCAUGGGCGAUCUCAAGGUCGAGACUGAUGCCCUGCUGCGCGACAACAACUUUUCUUCUGAUGAGUUCUCUGACGCUGUUUUGCGCAGUGUUGGCCUUCAGGAAUGGUCUCUCGCCAAGGAAGAGGAGGGCUCCAUUGACGCUCGCCGUGAUUACCGUGAGGAGAAGAUCUUCACCAUUGACUUCAACGGUGGUGCUGAACUGGGUAAUGCUAUUCAUUUCACACCUCGCUCUGAUGGAAAGAUCGACAUUGGUAUUCACGUUCCCGAUGUUACCCACUUUGUCAAACCCAACUCCCUGGUCGAUCGUGAGGCUAAGAAGCGCGGAACCUCUGUUCAACUUGUUGAUAGAUUCUGUGCUCUCUUGCCACCCAAGCUCUCUGACGAAGUUUGCUCCCUGGUUCCUGAUGAGGAGCGCCUUACUGUCAGUGUUGUCUUUACUGUUAACCCCCAGAACGGCGCUGUGCUCGAAGGUGACACCUGGGUUGGAAAGAGUAUUAUCAAGAGCAAUGGCAAGGUUUCCCUCAAGGACAUUGACGCCGCGCUUGAGGACCCAUCAUCCUUCAAGGACGGCCCUGUCCCUGUCACUACUCUGCAGCUUAUUCAGGGUGUUGCCCAGAAGUUCCGCGAGGCCCGCGUUGGUGCUGGCGGCGAACCCAUUGCUCCUCUUCGUCUCUUCCAGCAGCUGGAUGAAGAGAACAACCCUGUUCUUGACAACAUCUUUGAUUCUACUCCUGCUCUGGAGAUGGUUGAGGAGCUUUGCCACCGUGCAAACUCGUACGUUGCCCAGCGCCUUGUCGAGGGUCUCCCCGAAAAGGCCUUGCUCCGUCGCCAAGCUGCACCCAACCCUCGCCGUCUGCAGACCUUUGUUGACCGCAUGAACGCUCUUGGCUACGAUGUCGAUGCUUCUAGCAGCGGCGCUCUCCAGAACAGUCUCUUCAAGGUUGAUGACACUGAUCUCCGCAAGGGUAUGGAAACUGUGGUGCUCAAGUCGAUGCAGCGUGCCAAGUACUUUGUUGCUUCCAAGACUCCCAAGUCGAUUUGGACUCACUACUGCUUGAACGCUCCCGUCUACACUCACUUUACCAGCCCGACCCGUCGCUACGCGGACAUUGUUGUCCAUCGUCAGCUCGAAGCUGUCCUCUCUGAGGGCAAGAUUGAGUACACUGAGGACAUGGAGAACUUGGUCAAGGCUGUGGAAGCUCUCAACACGAAGAAGGAAUGUGCCCAAAACGCCCAGGAGCAGAGCGUCCACAUCGAGUCUUGCCGCACCAUGGACAAGAAGCGCCAGGAAUCUAACGGCGACCUCAUCACCGAAGGUAUUGUCUUGUGCGUCUACGAGUCUGCCUUUGAUGUCUUGAUUCCCGAGUGGGGCUUUGAGAAGAGAGUCCACUGCGACCAGCUUCCUCUGAAGAAGGCUGAAUUCAGAAAGGAGAAGCGCGUCCUCGAAUUGUACUGGGAGAAGGGUGUUCCCAGCAGUGCAUACGUGCCCGAGGAUGAGCGUCCUAAGCCUGCUGCUUCCCAGCGCAUGACCAACGCCAUGGCUGCUGCCAAGCAAGCUGAGGCUGCCGAUAAGGCCAAGAAGGACCGCGAGGAGGCUGCUCGCAAGCAGACUGAAACUGGCACCAUGUCCACUGACGACGUUGAUGCUCUGUUUGACGACGACGACGAGGACAACGCCUCUGAGCUUACUGAAGCCAUGGCUGGCGCAUCCCUGGCAGAGCGUCCUACCCAGAGCGUUCCUAGCUCACCAGCUCGCUCUGGCACUGCUGCCGGUGACCUGCAGCGUGCUCGUUCGGAUUCCCGUGUGCCUGCCCCCGAGGCUGUUGAGGCUCGCAUGAACAACAAGGAGAAGUACAUGAAAAUGUUUUCUCUGCGUGAGGAGGACGGCGAAUACAUUCAGGAUGUUACUGAGAUGACAAGAGUGCCCAUUAUUCUCAAGACGGACUUGAGCAAGAGCCCACCUUGCUUGACCAUCCGCUCUGUCAACCCUUAUGCCCUGUAAAAGCGUAGGACGAAACGCUUGAAAGUGGAAUAGCAUGGAGGUAACAUGAAUGACGCAGAAAUGUUGCGCAUGUAAUAUGCCAGGUGCGUUGAAAGACGCGAGGCAGUGAUGGAAGAACAUAUGAGCAGCGACUAGUUGCAUAUAUACGCUGGAGUAUUGUUUUGAUGGGAAGAAGUGGAGGAAUGAGAAUGCAAAGUUGCAGCGAGUAAAUGGCCAUUAGCAAAACAUAGCCUAUAGAAGGCGAAGUGGCGCAAAGGGCAAUCGCAGGGCAGCGCAACAGAGUUAGCAUGGCGCUGUAUUUGCAAAUAUUUAUUGUCUAAAGUUGAACAAACUAGCCCUAGCGCAGAAAAAAUACCUAAUCUUUUUUUUAACAAGUUGAAU
Messenger RNA from [Torrubiella] hemipterigena, 4956 nucleotides. Lineage: Eukaryota; Fungi; Ascomycota; Sordariomycetes; Hypocreales; Clavicipitaceae. The record is from the annotation of a GenBank genome assembly.